GAUGAAGAGCAGAGUCAUCAUCCACCGAGAAAACAACUGGUGUGUUCACGCCGAGAGAGAAUCUGAUAAAAUGGAGAGAAAAGCCCUCGAGGUCGAGAAUAAUCACAGACCCUUCGCCGGAGACGGCGGCUCUGCGGCGGCGGAGGAGGAAGCGGUGGAGACGAAGGUUAUUUACAGAGGCUGGAAAGUCAUGCCCUUUAUUAUUGGGAAUGAAACUUUCGAGAAGCUCGGGAUCAUAGGGACAUUGUCGAACCUUCUGGUGUACCUUACUUCUGUCUUCAACUUGAAGAGCAUUACAGCUGCGACGAUCAUCAAUGCCUUCAGUGGCACCAUCAACUUUGGAACUUUCAUCGCCGCUUUUCUCUGUGACACAUACUUUGGCCGCUACAAGACACUUACAGUUGCCGUCAUCGCUUGUUUUCUGGGAUCACUCGUUAUACAACUGACCGCUGCAAUCCCGCAACUACAUCCAGCUCCUUGUGGAACGAAGCAGGGAAGCGAAUGUCACGGUCCAAAUGCCGGGCAGAUCGCCUUUCUGCUAAUGGGUUUAGGAUUUCUCGUAGUAGGAGCGGGUGGUAUCAGACCGUGCAACUUAGCCUUUGGGGCUGAUCAGUUUAACCCGAAAACCGAAUCCGGGAAAAGAGGGAUUGAUAGUUUCUUCAAUUGGUACUUCUUCACCUUCACCUUCGCCCAGAUCGUGUCAUUGACUCUGAUUGUGUAUAUACAGUCCAAUGUCAGUUGGACAAUUGGUUUAGCCAUACCGGCUGUUCUCAUGUUCUUGGCCUGCCUGAUUUUCUUCGCGGGUGAUAAAAUGUACGUGAAAGUGAAAGCCUCCGGUAGUCCUUUGGCCGGUAUAGCUCAAGUUAUAGCGAUAGCUAUCAAGAAGCGAGGGCUGAAACCGGUGAAGCAGCCAUGGCUUAAUCUCUACAACUACAUUCCACCAAAAUAUGCAAACUCGAGGCUUGGAUACACCGGCCAGUUCACAUUUCUCGACAAAGCAGCGAUUUUGACCCCCGAGGACAAGUUAAACCCUGAUGGAUCACCAGCAGACCCAUGGAAACUCUGUACCAUGCAGCAAGUUGAAGAAGUGAAAUGCAUUGUGAGAGUGCUCCCGAUCUGGUUUGCAGCCGCGAUUUACUACCUCGCCAUAACCCAACAGAUGACGUAUCCCGUCUUCCAGGCUCUUCAGAGCGACCGACGGCUAGGUUCUGGGAGCUUCGAGAUCCCUGCAGCUACCUAUGUCGUGUUCUUGAUGACGGGAAUGACGGUUUUCAUCAUAAUUUACGACCGCCUCCUCGUGCCUUUCCUCAGAAGGUUCACGGGUAAGGACACCGGUAUAACAAUCUUACAGAGGAUGGGAAUUGGAAUGGCCUUUGCGGUAUUGAGCAUGGUGGUCUCGGGGUUCAUAGAAGAACGGAGGAGAACAAUUGCUCUGACAAAACCUACACUCGGGAUGGCUCCCCGAAAGGGUGAAAUCUCCUCCUUCUCUGGCUUAUGGUUGAUCCCGCAACUCACACUCGCGGGCAUAGCCGAGGCCUUCACAGCCAUUGGCCAGAUGGAGUUUUACUACAAGCAAUUCCCCGAGAACAUGAGAAGCUUCGCGGGUUCUAUCUUCUACGUCGGGACGGGAAUCUCGAGUUAUCUAAGUAGUUUCUUGAUAUCGACGGUCCAUAAAACGACAGUGAACACAUCGACGGGGAACUGGUUGGCUGAAGAUCUGAACAAGGGAAGAUUAGAUUACUUCUACUACAUGAUCGCAGGGAUCUUAGCAGUAGAUUUUGCAUACUUCUUGGUAAUGGCCAAGUGGUAUAGGUACAAGGGCAGUGAAGAACAGAACUAUGAGACCAAUAGGGACACAGACAAGAACUCUGUCUGAAUUGAGUUUCAUGUUCUGUAAGCUAGACUUAUUUUUGGUCUU
Tarenaya hassleriana is the source of this 1918-nucleotide messenger RNA. RefSeq names its product protein NRT1/ PTR FAMILY 2.11-like. Gene Ontology annotation, cellular component: plasma membrane. Gene Ontology annotation, biological process: transmembrane transport. Gene Ontology annotation, molecular function: transmembrane transporter activity. The coding region runs from base 2 to 1876 and encodes 624 amino acids. NCBI's taxonomy places the organism in Eukaryota, Viridiplantae, Streptophyta, Magnoliopsida, Brassicales, Cleomaceae. The record is from RefSeq and is a predicted model, not a curated record. The transcript is spliced from 4 exons.